Molecule: messenger RNA, 1069 nt
Organism: Polistes canadensis
Lineage: Eukaryota; Metazoa; Arthropoda; Insecta; Hymenoptera; Vespidae
Product: COMM domain-containing protein 5-like
Exons: 4
Coding region: 240-863 (207 amino acids)
Cellular component (GO): nucleus
Source: RefSeq, a predicted model, not a curated record
UUACUUGAGUAGACAAAUAUCAUAUGAUCUGACAAUGAGAAUUAUUACUGUCAAAUAAAAAAGCAAAAUAUAAAUAAAUUGUAAACUUUAUAUCGUGAAAAACAUAUUAUAGUAUAUAAAACCAGAGAAAUGAUAUAAACUUUAUAUAACAACACAAUCGUCUUAACGCUAUUAAUUAAAAAUGAUAUAAUCAAUGUUUACAACUAAUUAAUAAUAAACAAUUUGAUUUCUUCUCAAAAAUGGCAACUCUAUAUCAAACUCAACUUUUAACAGCUUUAGGAAAUAAAACGAAACAUCUGGCAGAACUGAAAAAAACAUUUGUUCGACCUUUGAUACAAAUCGCCGUCAAAGCGAUAGAACAAGAACAUAUAGAAGGAGGUAUUCUAGAGAGAAUCAGUCAAAAAUAUAAUAUACCUUUGGAAGAUGUAGAUGAAUAUUUUUCAGCUGUUUUUAUUAUUUUAAAAACGUAUCUUAAAUAUGUAUCGUGUUCUGUCAAACCAGCAGAAUUUAAGCAAACUUUAGAAGAAUUAAAACUUCCUUUGGAUUGCAUUGAGGAUUUAUAUACCGUUGUAUCCGGUCAAAAGAAAGCGGACUUACUUACAGGUUUAAUGAAAAAAACCAAGUUUUUUCCACGUUUGAUAUCAUGCAAAUGGCGUAUAGACGUUGUUAUUUCAUCAAAUGUUUUAAGUAGAGUGCUAGAACCAUGUAUUAUAUUGGAAUGUAUAUUUGAUACUGGAGAAACCUAUUCAUUUGAACUCUCUUUAGCACAAUUUCAUCGUUUUAGACAUGCGGUAGCAAGUAUUCUUGUAGAAAUACAAUCAUUGGAACAACGCAAUGCUUUAAAAAAUAUACAGCACAGCUGACAACUAUAUUGGCAGCAACAAAUAUUAUUAUAAAAUAACAUAUUAAAAUAUAAUUAUAUAUAAACAACAAAUAUAAUCAUACUAGAAAUUGUUAUAACAUUAGUUUUCAUUUUUUAAUAUCAUAAUAAAAAUUAUGUAAUGUUUGUUCUUUUGUAUUUGUCAUUAAAAUAAAGAAAACAAUUUUUCUAAUUGUUAUUAGAAAUAAA